AUGGUCAAGCUCAGGUUCCAAAUCGCUCUGCCAGAGGACCCUUUUCGGGAGCUGGAAGAGAACUGGAGCGCUGAUAAAAGCAAAGCGCAUACUAUGCCCCAAGCCGCUGAAAUUCCUCAAAUCGCGCUCGCGGGAACGCCGCCUAGAUUGCCUCCAGUGGGCGCUGGAGACGCUGAGGAGCAGCAGGUCGCGUUGUUACAAGGGGCCCGCGCUCAGCAGGUGUGCGCACGCGCGCGCGCCGCGCACCUUGAGAGCCAGGUUGCAAAGCUGCGAUUGGAGAAGCUCGGUCUCACGCGUCAGAAUGAGGUCCUCGCUGACCUGAUCACCAGGCACGCCAAAGAGCACGAAGCGAAACUAGCAGGCCUCCUUCUAAAACAUGAUUCUGAGCGGGUAGAGCUCGUUAAAAGGCAUCACAAAGUCGAAGAGGCGCUGGUCAAACAAAAUGGCGACGCUCUAGCGGAGGCGCAGCGCUGGAAGGUUGCCAUGGAAGGUGUUUGGAAAGAGAUCUGGGGAUUGGACACGGAGCGUAAAGAGCUGCGGAAGAAAGGGCGGAGCUUGCGUAAAGAACGGGAUGCCGCCCGGGCAGAGGCGCGCGGUUGGCAAGUGGACCUCGCGAGGGCGCAGCAGCGUCUGAAGAGAGUGACGAUAGCGGACCUCGAGGCGCCACGGACGAGCCUGGCUAUAUGUUGCGCGGAAGUGGAAAGCGUCCGUAAAGAGAACGAAAGCGUCCGGAAAGAAAAUGAAAGCGUCCAUAGAGAGAACGAAAACGUCCGGAAAGAGAACGAAAGCGUCCGGAAAGAGAGCGAGAGCGUCCGGAAAGAGAACGAAAGACUCCGAAAAGACGCAGAGAGCGUCCAAAAGGACGUCGAGAGCUUCGAAAAGGAAGCGGAUGCUCUUUGGGAGGAACUAGAGCGGGUGGAAGGUGCGAAAAAGACGGCAAUCGCGGAGGCGGAAACGGCGGAGGGCGCGCGGGCGCGUGCGCGCACAGAACUAGAGGCGGCUGUCACGCGGCUGGUGGAGUCGCAGCAAGCGCGCGCGGGGCUGCAGCGGGAGCUCGCGGACGCGCUUGCGGCUUUGGACGGUGUGAAAAGGCACCACGCAACGGGUGAGAACAUGGACUGA
Messenger RNA from Klebsormidium nitens, 1122 nucleotides. NCBI's taxonomy places the organism in Eukaryota, Viridiplantae, Streptophyta, Klebsormidiophyceae, Klebsormidiales, Klebsormidiaceae. The record is from the annotation of a GenBank genome assembly.